AAGACGCUUUUAAUGAUAAAGUAAAAAAUGUUGCGACAUCUCGCUCAAAAUGGCAUGUUCCUGCCUCAAUCGUAUCUAAACGAACCAUUAAUCCAAUUCGUGAAACGAUUUAUAAAAUGCAUGCUAAACCAAAUCCUGGCAAAGAACUUAUCUCUUUAGCAUUAGGUGAUCCAACUCGUUUCGGAAAUUUCAAAAUUCAUGAGAAUUGCAUUGACGCCGUAAUAAAGCAACUACAAUCUUAUAAAGCGAAUGGAUACCCACCUGCGAUUGCUCUAGCUAAAAAGUUUUCAACAGAAGAAGCGCCAUUAACUUCAAGGGAUGUCGUAAUAGGUAGUGGUGCUUCGGAUGCAUUGAAUCUUGCGAUCAGUGCUCUGUGUAACGAAGGUCAAAACAUCCUUUUACCUAGACCUGGAUUUUCAAUAUAUGAGACAAUUUCCUAUUCUAAAGGCAUUGAAUGCCGGUAUUAUAAUCUAUUGCCCGAUUGCAACUGGGAAAUCGAUCUUGAUCAACUAGUUACACUAAUCGAUGACAAAACAGCUUGUAUUUUAAUAAAUAAUCCUUCUAAUCCUUGUGGUUCAAACUUUAGUCGUCAUCAUCUCGAAUUAAUACUUCAAAUUUGUGAAACUUACAAACUUGUAAUAAUCGCUGAUGAGAUCUACGAAGAUAUGGUUUUUGGUUCGACAAAGUUCUUUCCUAUUGCUUCAUUAACAAAAACCGUUCCGAUCUUGAAAGUCAGUGGAUUAGCAAAGCGUUAUCUUGUGCCUGGGUGGAGAGUUGGUUGGAUUUUUGUUUAUGAUCAAAAUGGAAUCUUGGAUGAAAUUCGUGAUGCUUUAUUUUCACUCUCAAAUCUUAUAUUGGGCGCAAACAGUUUAAUCCAAUAUUCUAUCCCUGAUAUUAUUUUUAAUACACCCAAUGAAUUUUAUGAGGAUACAAAUAAUAAAUUAGAACAUAAUGCUUCAAUUUCUGCUAGUGUUUUAUCAAAAAUUCGAGGAUUACAUGUUAUCGUACCACAAGGUGCAAUGUAUAUGAUGGUUGGAAUUAAUGUUGAAGAGUUUAAAGAUAUCAAGGAUGAUUUGGAAUUCACUGAGAAAUUACUUGAAGAAGAAUCUGUUAUGUGUUUACCUGGCAGGGUAAGUUCUUUUUCAUAUUUAUUAUAUGAAUGGCAAAGGAUUAUGUAA
This is a messenger RNA of Racocetra fulgida, 1178 nucleotides long. The record is from the annotation of a GenBank genome assembly. Lineage: Eukaryota; Fungi; Glomeromycota; Glomeromycetes; Diversisporales; Gigasporaceae.